This is a messenger RNA of Morus notabilis, 3501 nucleotides long. Its product is annotated as putative transcription elongation factor SPT5 homolog 1. The record is from RefSeq and is a predicted model, not a curated record. Gene Ontology annotation, cellular component: ribosome; DSIF complex. Bases 245 to 3388 code for a protein of 1047 amino acids. Gene Ontology annotation, biological process: transcription elongation by RNA polymerase II; transcription elongation-coupled chromatin remodeling; regulation of transcription by RNA polymerase II. Gene Ontology annotation, molecular function: mRNA binding; structural constituent of ribosome. The transcript has 22 exons. Lineage: Eukaryota; Viridiplantae; Streptophyta; Magnoliopsida; Rosales; Moraceae.
AAGCCCCGUCCUCAUCCCCUGCCCUUCCCUCGGACCAGAGUCACAGUCUCUCUCGUUCUACGGCGAAUACAACACGAAAAUUACAAAAACCCGUCAUAUAUACACACACACACACACACUAACAUAUAUAGAUAAUAUAUAUCCCUUGUUCUAGGGUUCUUUGAUUGCUAUCAUAGGGCGCUAAAGCUCGCAUUUUGCGAAACCCGUGAAGUUCCCGAAUUCAGAUUCGCUGAGCAGAACAGCCAUGCCGCUCCGCCGGAGAGACGAGGACGACGACGAAAUGGAGCCGGAGGACGACGAGGAUUACGGCGAGGAGCGGGAGCAAGCCCUAGACGAUGAGGAAUUGGAGGCGGAGGAGGAGGAAGAAGAAGAAGAUGAGCGAAGAGGCGGUUCGAACAGGAAGCGGAGGAGAUCGGAUUUCAUCGACGACGUGGCGGAGGAGGACGACGAAGAGGAGGAGGACGACGAUGAGGACGAUUAUGGUGGGGGCCGCAGAGGAGGAGGUGGCGGGCGGCGCAACAAGAAGCCCUCGGGGUCUCAGUUUUUCGAUCUCGAGGCAGAGGUCGACAGUGACGAGGAUGAAGAUGAGGAUGAGGGCGAGGAUGACUUCAUAGAUAGAGAUGACGUGGCUGAGGAAGAUGAUGAUAGAAGGAUGCACCGUCGCCCAUUGCUUCCACGGGAGGAUGACCAAGAAGAUGUUGAAGCUCUUGAGAGAAGAAUUCAGGAAAGAUACGCAAGGUCUAGUCAUACAGAGUAUGAUGAGGAGACCACAGAUGUAGACCAGCAAGCUCUUCUUCCAUCUGUUAGAGAUCCAAAGUUGUGGAUGGUGAAAUGUGCGAUUGGUAAAGAGCGAGAGGUUGCUGCUUGCUUAAUGCAAAAGUUCAUUGAUAAAGGAUCUGAACUGCAAAUAAAAUCUGUUAUUGCUCUGGAUCAUCUGAAGAACUAUAUCUAUAUAGAAGCAGACAGAGAAGCCCAUGCGAAGGAGGCUUGCAAAGGUCUACGCAACAUAUAUGCCCAGAAAGUAAUGCUUGUUCCCAUUAGAGAAAUGACAGAGGUUCUUUCAGUUGAAAGCAAAGCAAUAGAUCUUUCUAGGGAUACUUGGGUCAGGAUGAAAAUUGGAACGUAUAAAGGAGACCUUGCAAAAGUAGUUGACGUGGAUGAUGUAAGGCAGCGAGUUACAGUGAAGUUAAUUCCAAGGAUAGACUUGCAGGCUCUUGCAAAUAAAUUGGAGGGUAGAGAAGUUGUAAAAAAGAAGGCAUUUGUUCCUCCUCCACGUUUUAUGAAUAUAGAUGAGGCUAGAGAGCUGCACAUUAGGGUGGAGCGCAGACGAGAUCCGAUGACGGGUGAUUACUUUGAGAAUAUUGGUGGCAUGUUGUUUAAGGAUGGUUUCCUAUAUAAAACAGUAUCAAUGAAAUCUAUUAGUGCUCAAAAUAUAAAACCCACCUUUGACGAGCUUGAAAAAUUCCGGAAACCUGGUGAGAAUGGCGAUGGAGAUUUAGCUAGUCUGUCCACUUUAUUUGCAAACAGAAAAAAGGGCCACUUUAUGAAGGGUGAUGCAGUUAUCGUUGUUAAGGGUGAUCUCAAAAAUUUGAAAGGAUGGGUUGAGAAAGUGGAGGAAGAAAAUGUUCAUAUUAGGCCAGAAAUGGAAGACCUUCCAAAAACUCUAGCUGUUCAUGAGAAAGAGCUUUGCAAGUACUUUGAACCUGGGAACCAUGUGAAAGUUGUAUCUGGUACUCAAGAAGGUGCAACUGGUAUGGUUGUUAAGGUCGAUCAGCAUGUGCUCAUUAUAUUAUCUGAUACAACAAAGGAGGAUAUCCGUGUAUUUGCUGAUGAUGUUGUGGAGAGCUCUGAGGUGACAACUGGUGUCACAAGAAUUGGGGAUUAUGAACUUCAUGAUCUUGUCUUACUGGAUAAUAUGAGCUUUGGUGUAAUCAUACGUGUGGAAAGUGAAGCAUUUCAGGUGCUGAAGGGAGUUACGGAUAGGCCUGAGGUUUCUACUGUGAAGUUGAGAGAGAUCAAAUGCAAGCUUGAUAGGAAAACUAGUGUGCAAGAUCGGUAUAAGAACACAGUAUCUGUAAAAGAUGUUGUGAGGAUCCUUGACGGCCCUUGCAGAGGAAAACAAGGUCCAGUAGAACACAUAUACAAGGGAGUUUUGUUUAUCUACGAUCGCCAUCACUUUGAGCAUGCAGGUUUUAUUUGUGCAAAGUCCCAGUCAUGUAUGAUUGUGGGAGGAUCACGUGGCAGUGGAGAUAGAAACGGUGAUUCAUAUGCCAGAUUUUCCCAUCUCAGAACUCCAUCUCAUGUUCCCCAAUCCCCAAGACGAAUUUCUAGGGGAGGGCCUCCAAUUGACCAUCGUGGAAGGGGUAGAGGUGGCAGAGGGCAUGAUGGCCCUACCGGUACUACAGUGAAAAUUUGCAAGGGUCCCUUUAAGGGUUAUCGCGGUCGUGUUAAAGAAUUUAAGGGACAAACUGUUCGGAUUGAAUUGGAGUCUCAAAUGAGGGAGGUUACAGUUGAUCGUUCAUGUAUAUCAGACAACUUAACUGUUACAACCCCGUAUCGUGAUACCUCUAGAUAUGGUAUGGGAAGCGAGACGCCCAUGCAUCCUUCUCGAACUCCUCUACAUCCGUAUAUGACCCCCAUGAGAGAUUCUGGAGCAACACCAAUUCAUGAUGGCAUGAGAACACCUAUGAGAGAUAGAGCUUGGAAUCCUUAUACACCAAUGAGUCCACCAAGGGAUAAUUGGGAGGAUGGGAACCCUGCUUCUUGGGGAACCAGUCCACAGUAUCAGCUGGGAAGUCCUCCUUCACGUCCAUAUGAAGCACCAACUCCUGGUUCAGGUUGGGCCAACACCCCUGGUGGCAACUAUAGUGAAGCUGGAACGCCAAGGGAUAAUAGUUCUGCUUAUGCCAAUGCUCCAAGCCCAUACCUGCCAUCGACUCCUGGUGGGCAGCCUAUGACUCCAAAUUCAGCAUCCUAUCUUCCUGGGACUCCUGGAGGGCAGCCGAUGACACCAGGCACUGGGGGUCUGGAUUUUAUGUCUCCUGUUACCGGCGGAGAAAAUGAUGGACCAUGGUUUAUACCAGACAUAUUGGUCAAUAUACGCAGGUCUGGAGAAGAAUCUAUUGGAGUCAUCCGAGAGGUGCUCACGGAUGGCUCUUGUAGGGUAGCUCUCGGGUCGAGUGGCAAUGGCGAAAUGAUGGUGGUCCUGCCUAGUGAGGUGGAGGUUGUGGUGCCAAGGAAAAAUGACAGAAUCAAGAUCAUGGUUGGUGCACUGCGCGGUGCCACCGGCAAGCUGAUCGGAGUAGAUGGUACUGAUGGAAUUGUAAAGGUAGAAGACACUCUUGAUGUUAAGAUCUUGGACUUGGCUAUUCUUGCAAAGCUAGCCUAACCAUGAUUCUAAUAAAACAAAAAUUCAGUGUAUAUUGUUAUUAUUUUCUUUUUGCAAAUUAUUUGGGGGAUCCUCGUCGAUUAGAAAUGCUCCUUGCGUCAUUUGGAAUAUUA